Molecule: messenger RNA, 2323 nt
Organism: Amoebophrya sp. A25
Lineage: Eukaryota; Dinophyceae; Syndiniales; Amoebophryaceae
Source: the annotation of a GenBank genome assembly
CUUCCUCGUUUCAUCUCCCCACACGACCAGCAGCGAGACAUUAACAUGUACACUAACUACGUAUAGUUUCUGAUCAGCAUUCAAAAGAUGUUACCACGACGCCCGAAACCUCUCUUGUCCACCUUUGGUGUCGGUCCAUCUGGACAGCCCCAAGAAGAUCCUCGUUCCCUACAAGCACAACAGGACAUCAUCGACGAAUACAUUUAUGUCGGAAAAAGAGCAAGGGAGAUGUUGCGGCCUUGGGCUAGUGCGCCUUAUCAAGGGUUGUUCGAGAAGUACUUCAACGAUGUGAUCGGAGUACAUGAGGGAGUUGGGAUUCUUCUCAUGGCUGCGCAGUUGGAUCACGAGUAUUUGUUUGAUUCGCGGAGAAACGCAAACGCGACAAAGGCAACGUCAACAACAAAGGUUGUAAGUCCUAUGAGAACGGCAACGGAGGAUGAAAAACUGCAAGCAGGAGGAGAAGCACGACAAAAACAAAAUGAGGAGACUAUGUUGAAGAAACAGGAUGACUACGACAGUGGAUUACCCCUUAGCGAUGGCAUGUUGAAGUUUCCGACACAAAAGAGCCUUCACUUUCGUCAGCAAGACGAUAUCCAUUAUCAAGCUGCAGGAUUGACUGAAAACCUUCUAGGGUUCAUUUCAACGCAGCUAGUGAUUUGCACUUUAGCUCUUGCGGUUUCUAUCCCGCUUUUUGUGCAUGGGGUCAACGGUGUGUUUGAUCCAGAUUCUAUCGCGUUGAACGGAAAAAUAACGGACGAGACUGUAAUUGUAAAGGGCCUUGCUGAUGGUGGACAGUCGAACUCUUCGGAUCGUUCGGGAGAAGACGAUACACCUACGAGUACGACAUCAACUUCAUCAAGUAGCUCUUGGUUUGAGUGGCAAUCUUCGUCUCCCGGCUUUCUAUUUGCGUGCCAUAUAGUGGAGGUUGUUUUUCUGACUCUGAGUAUGUGGAACUCGACGCGGGGGGUCCUGCAUGGUUUUACCCUGUAUGGUGGCGUCGCAGUCUAUUUCCCGGAGUUGCAUCAGAGUAUGGCACUAAGCAGAAUUGUUGUUGUUCUCAAAAAGGACUACUGAUACUGGACGACUUAGCUUGUUAAGGUCCUGACAGCUUGCUUGUUGUUGUUCAUCAGGAUGAUGAGUGGAAUAAAAGAAAGCGACUGCGACAGACAACAGAAACAGUGUACUUAGAAGCAAUAUGUGUGUAGAAGUACUUAGAAACAAAUAUGUAUGUAUCCAGGUCCAGCUCCAGCAGAUAACUUAAUGCGGCUAGAUAUUAGAUAAGCACCAGAGUUUCCGCCUUUAUCGUGGUCGUGGUCGUAAAUCGAAGCUCUCAUACCACAGUACAAGUUCCUGCUGUCGGUGAUCACCCAGCCUGGCGUGCUGUUUUUGAACGCCGCGAACUCGGUUUUUUUCAUGUGCUGUGCUUUACCGUUUCUGUGCACACGAAUUUCGCCGAUUCUGACCAUUGGAGCUUUGGUCUUCAUGCUGUCGAUCUUCUACACGAUCAUCGCACAUGUACUCGCUACGGGAGACAUGAUUGCACGACAGAUGCACGAGCGCGCGCAGCAAAUAUGCAAAGUGUAUUGUACGGAUGAAGAUCGAGAAGACGUAGGAGGGGGUGGAGAUAGAAUUAGAAACGAAGAAGAUGACAGCAGCACUAAUCUUGUUAUGGUGCAAGAUGGUCAUGGUAGAAGGGCAGUGUCAAAGGCCAAGGAUGGAGGAAGAAGAGUAUACACAAGCUCUGGAGGAGGUGCCGAGACGAGGCAGAAACAUGUUGAAGAAGAAAGUGGAAUUAUAAGCAAGUAUGCGAGAAAGGUGAGUAUUUUUUUCUCAUGAGGUGGAGGAUGGAAAACAUUUCUUGGAAUCAGACUGAUGAAAGUGGACUUCUUAGUCUUGGGUUUGUGUCAGGAACAGAAUCAAGGCCUGCCACGUGGUGUUCGCUGAUGCAGAUCGUGCGGAGAAGUCGUACUUAUGCGCUGAUGCAGCUGGAUGCAGAUCACGAGAAACGACAGAGAACUUUUUUAGGGAAAGUGACGAAAUUGGAGGUCUAUCUGUGGCUGCAGACAGGUGGAUCACGACGGGGGAGCAGAUUCAUGGACUCAUGAAUACAGCGCUAGGGUGAUCGGCCUCUCAGAUGCUGGCUGACUGCUGAAGAAAAGGGGGUACGCUACUUCUGGUUCUGUUGUUAAUGCACAUAAGAAAUCGGGGUCAUUCAUGCACAUGGUGCCUGGGAAACAUAAUUGUACAUUUUCAUCUUGUUGUAUUUUUUGACAGACGAUUCACAAAACUCGAAAAUCAUCUUCGGAUGUUACACCAGCAGGUC